ACUUCUUACACAUCCCUCCCUAAAAAAAAAAAACAAACCCUUAUCUUUUCUUUCUCAUCCCAUAACAUAUCAAUUAGGGUUUCUUACAACACCAAUAUGGCUUGUAAUAGAAACACAUCCAUUGCUCUUUUCCUAGUUAUCAACAUUGUGUUCUUCACUCUUGCUAGUGCUUGUGGAACAUGCCCGAAACCGAAGCCCAAGCCUAAGCCGAAGCCAUGCCCGCCGACGCCGGCAGUCCCAACCCCAAGUACCCCUGGGGCUACUUGCCCUAGAGAUACCCUUAAAUUAGGUGUGUGUGCUGAUCUUCUUGGAUUGAUCAGCGCCACCAUCGGAAACCCUCCGAAAACGCCGUGCUGCACCUUGCUCGAGGGAUUGGCCGAUCUCGAGGCCGCCGUCUGCCUCUGCACUGCCCUCAAAGCCAAUGUUUUGGGAAUCAAUCUUAAUGUUCCGAUUUCUCUUAGCUUGCUCCUCAAUGUUUGCUCCAAAAAUAUCCCACAGGGCUUCCAAUGUGCUUGAGGGAAUUUGAAAUUCUUAGUUUGUUGCCAUUUAAUGGGAUUUGAUCAUCAUCUUGAUCGAUCUUUUGUUUUAGUGAAAUUUGGGAGUGAUUUCUUUUAUGUCAUUUUUUUUUUUUUUUUUUUUGGUUAAUUGUAUUUUUUAUUGUGCUUGGGGAUGUGCUUAAGUGGUCCAAAUGUACACUGCUUAUUGUGCAAGAGUGGCCCUAUGAGGACUCUAUAUUUUCUCCAAUAAAUGUCUGACUUUUUAUCUUUGCCA
Molecule: messenger RNA, 771 nt
Organism: Andrographis paniculata
Lineage: Eukaryota; Viridiplantae; Streptophyta; Magnoliopsida; Lamiales; Acanthaceae
Product: 14 kDa proline-rich protein DC2.15-like
Exons: 1
Coding region: 97-516 (139 amino acids)
Source: RefSeq, a predicted model, not a curated record